This is a messenger RNA of Brassica rapa (field mustard), 5881 nucleotides long. Its product is annotated as probable serine/threonine-protein kinase PBL1. Gene Ontology annotation, biological process: protein phosphorylation. The record is from RefSeq and is a predicted model, not a curated record. NCBI's taxonomy places the organism in Eukaryota, Viridiplantae, Streptophyta, Magnoliopsida, Brassicales, Brassicaceae. Gene Ontology annotation, molecular function: protein kinase activity; ATP binding.
UAGAUAUCAAAAAAAAAAAAAAAGAAGAAAAACGAAUCUAUUCAUUUGCAACUUUGAAGACAAAGCAUUUGUAUUCAUUUAUGGGCGGGUCCUAUAUUUGCAGAUAUGUCUCUCACCAAAUAAAGGACUAUAAGAAGAAGACCAUGAGACAACAUGAUUUAUCACCAAGUACAAACAAUAUGAUCCACUUUAGAGCAUUAUUAACUUCAUCAUAUGCUUUGUACAAAAUAUCAAAGCAUUAUUGUAAAUUCAGAUCUAUCAAAUUUUGAGAGUUUUACAUGUACAUCAAUUGUGUGUCAUUUUCUUUGAUAAUUUAUUGUUGAAUUAAGUAAAGAACAUGUGAUUUGAAAUAGUUAUUGCAUAUAAACGACAAAACCAAAAAGAAAAUGGAAGACAAAAACACAUAUAGUUAAGUCACAUCGAAUUAUAUGGCUUGGCUGACUCUAGCUUGAGAGCAAUAAUGAAACAAAGAGAUUAUAGCAAUGAAGCAGAUGAUACGGUUCAAGAGGGUAAUCCAUAAAAGGUAACGUAAGAAGACAUCAUUGCUCUUCUUUUGCAAAGCUUAGCUACUCUCGUCUACUAGGAGAUUAAUUAUAAGUAGCUAUGUAAAUGUGCAAAAAGCAGUUAAAAGAAUGUACUGUAUAUUUUACAUAAAUAAUGAAAAUAUAUAGAGCAGUGAACGUUACGUCUUUAAUUAAAUUGAUGGAAUCAUGGAAUGGGUUCGAAGUUCGAACUCAGGUUUUAGCCGUGAAAAAUGAGAAUGACCUCAACAAAUAUAUACAUUUAUUUGAUUGUGUCCAUACGAAUCUCUUUUUCUUUCUAAAUGUUAGUAUUAUUAUUAGUGGGGUAGAUGUCGUCAAAUGAUAAAUUUUGACUGGCUUUAGCCGGUUGCCAAAAGUGGAAUGUCAGAGAAGAUCAUGAUUUUAACGAGUACAAUGCAGCCACGUGUACAACAGAGUUUACACCCCAGCCAUUCAGCUACUCUCUGCGUCUUUCCUCAUGUGUCUAUCUGAUCUGACGGCCCACGUCUGUUCUGACUUUCCUCAAAUUCCGGAUUUUUUUCUACCUAAUCUUUAUUUUUUUCCUAACAUUUCUUUUUCAUAGUUAAGUUCUGCAUUCGUUAUUUUUUUUUACUACCGUCUACCGUCUAUACCAAAAUCAAAAACUAAGAAAGUUUGAAAACCAAAAUUAAAAUCUAAAAUCUUUUUUUUUUUUGAAACACUAAAAUCUAAAAUCUUUAAUUUGUAAAUAAUCAUGACUUAAAUUAUGUUUGCGUUUGCCAAAGUUUCAUUGCCAAAGUUUCAAAGUGAAACUUGUAUGUUAGAGUCACCUGCUAAAAUCGCAUUUUUAAACCAAAAGUUAGAUUCUAACUAUAAUUAAAAAAUAUUAGAAAAUGCUACCAUUUAUUUAGCAUAAAGAAAAAAAUCACUCUUGUUAUAUUCUUUUUUUAUCUUGUUGUCACUUUCGUAAGAUAUAUCCAUUCACAUUUUGAAAACUACAUUUAAUCAUAUAAGGCAGACGAGGUUGAAUUGAAAGACGUGGACGCAGUCCUACCCGUUAAAGGAAAUUUAUUUUUUCUGGUAGCAAUGUCUUCGUACCUAAUAUAGUAUAUUUUUUUAGUGCGAUGCGACACGGCAAGAACAAGUGCCCAUUCUUAUCGUGCGAUUAUCAGAGCAUGAACAAUGAAGUUUUUUAUAUUCAGUUAAAAACUUCAUUUUAAGAAUUCCCAUUAACUAUGUUCUUAUACUAUUUCCAACUAUUAGAAAUCAUGUAAGAUUCCAAAAGAAAUUAAAAAUAUCCAUAUUUUAAUUGUGUAAUUAAAUUUUAUAUUUUUAAAAUCAUUAAAAUGUUAAUUGCCUGACAUGUAGAUGAAAAAAGUUUAAAAGUAGUUCUAAAAAAAAGUUUUUAAAACUUCUUUUCACUCUCUUUUAAUUUCUUUUUUUAUUUCUUUAACUUUAAUACGAGAGUUCUGAUUGAAAAACCUCUAUUGAAGAUGGUUUUAGUUUCAGUUUGGAUCAAAAUGUAGUUUUAAAAAAAAAAGAGUAGUUUGUAUAAGGAACUGACACAUAUAUACAUAUAUAAGCGUUUUUUUUACUAAAUAUAUAAGCGGUUUUAAAGUAAGGGAAACUCAAAACAGAAUGAUACUACCUAUAUGACUAACAGAUAUGUUUUAUUUGUUCUAAUUAAAGAAUAUUCAUGAUUUCUGUUAAACAAUACCGAAACCGUAUUGAUAUCUAAUAAGAUUGUAGGUAACAGCCAAUAUAUAGCAUCUAACUUUCUAAUCUGCUGUAGUAUUGUUGUAUUAACAUUUGGAUUCAAAUUCGGUAGAAUAUAUAUAAACCAAAAAAAAUCGGGAUAACAUCCGUGAUUUGCCUCUUUCUCAUCAUGAAAACCUUGUGAGUUUGACUAUGCAAGUGUACGAUGGUGUAUACAUUCUGUUGAUGCCCUAUUAUGAGUCAUAAGUUCAUUAUCAACGAUUUAAUUUUGAAGGUGUUCUAAUGUACACAUUAUAAAAAUCUGAGGAGAACGAGAGUAUUGUUAGAACUUGGUUCGGUUUGGUUAAUUUAAAUUUUGUUUUAAAUAAUUUUUUGUUUGAUUGAUUUAGUUUAAGUUUGAUUCAGUUUAGUUCGGCUUGGUUUUAGUCCGAUCGGUUUGGUUUUAAUCCGAUUAGACAACAAAAGCCAGAACUUGUCACUUACUAAUUGAUAAUUUGAUAUAUAGAAAAUAAGCUAUAAGAAAAUGAAAACUUCACUAAUACUAAGAGAAAACCAUGACAAUGAAGCUAAAUCUCAUUCAUAGGUUGGGCAGCCUAACAAACGGAUUUGGUAUGAUCCUAAUUAUAAGAUUAUUGGCUCAGAUUGAUACAAUAGCUAUGAAAAUGCGGCUGCUGCUACUUACUACUUUUGAUGAGUAUAGACUGUAUAGUCAUUUAAUUUUGUUAUAAAAUGAAAUUCGACAUUAUGGAGUGGGAUGUUGAUUGACAUUUUUGCUCUAUCUCUGAUCAUGUGAGGUACAGAUUUCUCCUCCUAGACAGAAAGGAACACAAAUUCGAAUACUAUAACUACUUUGAAACAAAGACACAAAUAAACACACGUACGAACUAUUCUGGGCAGCUAGAGCUAGGUAACUUAAACAGUCGACUCUAAGAUUGUAACUUAGCCCGCCCAUAGCACAAUGAAGAAACGUCCCCACAUGAUUCUGUAUAAUCCAUCCCAAGCCAGACGCAGUCCUACCUAAACGGUGUCGAACAUGGGACUAAUCUGCAGCUGUUUUCUUUUUCUUGUGUGACACGCAGAUGUAAUAAUAACGGUGUAGCUUCUGCUAAUAAGGUAUGUAUUGUCUACAAUGUUUGGUUUUGUCUCUAAGCCGGUUUCAUCAAAAGCUUUAAUUUAUUGCUGAGUAGGCUCCAGAAGAAAACGUGGGAAGUUGUUCUCCCGGUGACAGUUCCGUUGCAAAAAUAAUGGGUUCAGGUUUGAGCAGUAUUGACAAUCCAUCGAAUCAGCAGUCUAGUGGAAGCGAACGUGCCACACAAAGAGAGGCUGCUUUGAUGAAGUUUCGGCUUAAACGUAAAGAGCGAUGCUUUGAGAAGAAGGUAUCUCUAUGCAAAGCUUAAGCUCUUAUUUCGUGGGAGGCACGAAGUUAUGGCAUGCUUUUGUGUUGUUCUGUUUUGCCUUUAGGUAAGGUAUCACAGUAGGAGGAAACUAGCUGAGCAACGGCCUCGUGUCAAAGGUCAAUUCAUUCGCAAGUAAGAUUCUUUACUCUUCCUCAAAGUGUCUGGAUUUACAAAAGGUUUCCUUAUUUAAUAAUGUGCUCACAUGGAUCCAUUGCCUUUGUAGGAGAGAUGAUUCUAAUCAGGAAAUGAGUGUCCGAAGACUGACGACAGCUGAGUCAACGAAGAUGGUAUAGAAGAGAGGUUCACAAAGUGGCAUUGUAUCUGUAGAAGCGUCUCUAUUUAGUGACCUUUUGGAUUAUUUAAUUGGUUACGUUUUUGUAUGUAUUUUUUUUCUCCAUUUUGUAUAAUAGAAAAGAUUUUUUCCAUGGAAAUAAAUAAAAGACAUUCUCCAAAAAAAAAAGUUUCAAAAACUAAAAUUUUAAGCUAUUUUAGAGUAUUUCUCUAAAAUAAAUAAAUUAUUCUUGCCAUGAGCUAUUUUAGGUAUUUCAGUGUAUUAGUAAGCAGUACAAUCACUUGCUUAUUAGGUCAUAAAACGUUUAAAAAUUAAACUAUUUAUUUUCUUAUAAACUUUAUUGCUCGCAUUAUUUGAGGCUAAAAAUGAUUUUCUCAUGAAUCUAAUUUGUGUAUAAUUAUUAUUUUUUAAAAAAGAAGAUCCAUGCAUAGAGGCGCUCUAUUAGAACACAUUAAGCUCUCCUAUAUAUAUAUUCUCUUCGAAGAGAUUUUUAAGUGUUCAUCCUCUAACCUCUCACCCGCUCUCUCUAGUUUUCUCGCAGAGAGUCUCUUUUGUUUAAAGAAAACUCUCAAGAAAGUUAUACCUCUCCAUCCCCAAAUUGCUACGAUGAAAAAGUUCUUCUGUUGUCACAAAGGAGAAAGCUCAAGUGGAGCAGUAGAAGCGGAAGAGCAAACGCAACCUCUGCAACCAGUGCAACUGCAACCAUCAUCAUCGCAACCAGUGCAAGACCCACAAGCCUCAUCGAGAAGUGUCAAAGACGAGAACGAAGCCAUCUUUGAUGAAAACCUCUUUGACAAUAACGAAGGCCUUAACCUUGCUUGGCGCAACCUUUGGAAAUCCUACGAAGAUGCUAAAGCUGCGACUCAUGAUCCUUACCCUGGACCUAAGAUUAAAUGGAGCGAGAUCUUUCAAGGAACCCUAAACUUCCGUAACAUCAACUAUCUCGGCCGAGGCAACUUCGGUGAAGUCUAUCGCUGCGAUAUACCAAGACUCGACAAGGUUACAAAACUCAAAGUCUUGUCCUUUACUGUCCCAAAACUCGAAACCCAUUUGCUAAAAAUCUUUGUUUCUUGUCAGACCGGAGCUGCAAAGGUUCAAAAUAAUCCGAGCGAAGAGGCUCAUGCUGAGUUCUUGGCAGAGAUCACAACGUUACACGCGGCUAAUCACCCAAACGUGAUCACUCUUCUCGGAAAAUGUUUCCACCAAGACCACCGUGUCAUCGUCUACGAGUUCAUGCAUCGAGGCUCCCUCGAUCACCACCUCUUUCCAAACACGAGGCUACUUCGAGGUCGUGGACGUGGCUUACUUCAGGUAUACAAGGUUUUGAGUUGGACCAUGAGGCUGAGGAUCGCAGUGGGUGUAGCUAAAGCUCUUGUUUAUCUCCACGAGGAGCUGAAGAUGGUUCACAGAGACGUCAAGGUUUCGAAUGUUUUGCUUGAUAAGAAGUUUGUGCCGAAGCUGACUGAUUUUGGAUUAGCGUCUUGCAUCGUUGAAGAUGAGAACGGCGUUGAGAAGAGGAGCGAGAUCACUCUGAUCAAGGGAACUCCGGGUUGCACCGCACCGGAGACAGAGGAGUUAGGUUUGGUCUCGAGCAAGAACGAUGUCUAUAGCUAUGGAGUGUUCCUCUUCACGCUUUUCACUGGAAGGAAAGCUUUUGAUUCUAAGAGAGGUUCUGGGAAAGAGAAGCUGACUGAUUGGUUAAAGAUAGUAUGUAGCAGAGGAGAUAACAUUCCGCUGGUUGUUGAUUCUGCGAUGGGUAAUAGGUUUCCGGGUGAAGGUUUAAUCAAAUUAUUUCAGACGGCCUUGAUGUGUGUCGAUCCGCAGCUGCUUGCACGUCCUGAAAUGCGUUUUGUGGAGUCGAUGGUUAGUGACGUUGCGGUUUAUGAGGUCCCAACGUGUCCAACGCUGACGAGGAGGCAUUCGAUAUAGGAUGUUUUAUCAGGCGGCUUUCAUUUUGGUUUUCAGAAACAUGUAAU